This is a messenger RNA of Racocetra fulgida, 453 nucleotides long. The record is from the annotation of a GenBank genome assembly. Lineage: Eukaryota; Fungi; Glomeromycota; Glomeromycetes; Diversisporales; Gigasporaceae.
AUGAGUAAUUCAUCAACAGAAGUAGCCAUUCAAGAAGGCGCACAAAGUUCUAGUUUUGAUGUUGAAGCAGAUGAUUCUAGCGAUCCCAUAUCCAUACCUUCAAGCCUCAAAGAAAAAAAAGUAUGCAUUAAAACUUCGAAUAUCACUAAUGAAUCGAUACAAUGUGCUGACUCUCUUUCAGAUGAAUAUUCUAACUCUGAUGAAGCAAAUGAUGAGCGGAAUUUUGAUGCAGCUUUAACUUCAUUGCUUGAGGCAAAAGAAACAAUUUCCUCAAACUUGACUGAGGAUAGUUCUCUGCAAAGUAUUAACGAAGUGGUAACUAUGAAAUUUAAGUAUUCUGGUUUAUUAAUCACCAAUAAUGUUCAAGAAAAUACUAGUAAUAUAGUAAAUGAAUUAACAGUGGAAGAUAAAUGUAAUGAAUGUGAUGAAAUGGAGGAUAUUCAAAUGAGCUAG